AUGUGGAAAUUUACUUCUGUUGAUGAGCAUCGUUAUGCGGCCGUUCGAGGAUCGCAACCUAAUCGUGGCAUGACAGCAGCAGCAGAGCGGCGACACCUCCGCACGAGGGGCUGCACGCUCUAUUGCGCAUCUAUGUUCGAUGGAUACGACAUUCACCGCUACAUGCUCCUAAAAAUCCGCGCGAAAACGGCUGUCCGGGCGAACGAAUGA
Cylicocyclus nassatus is the source of this 210-nucleotide messenger RNA. The record is from the annotation of a GenBank genome assembly. Lineage: Eukaryota; Metazoa; Nematoda; Chromadorea; Rhabditida; Strongylidae.